Messenger RNA from Pungitius pungitius (ninespine stickleback), 914 nucleotides. RefSeq lists its product as uncharacterized. The record is from RefSeq and is a predicted model, not a curated record. The transcript is spliced from 5 exons. NCBI's taxonomy places the organism in Eukaryota, Metazoa, Chordata, Actinopteri, Perciformes, Gasterosteidae. The coding region runs from base 100 to 774 and encodes 224 amino acids.
GGACUAUAAAGCGUCUGCUUCCGACCUCAUCCAGCACACCUCAGCUGAAGAGCAUUACUACCGGCAGCAGAGGCACCCGCUUCAGAAAGACAAGAAGCCAUGUCAAAGAGCGUUGCAGUUAUUCUCUCGGGUUGCGGAGUCUACGAUGGCACAGAGAUCCACGAGGCCUCUGCUGUCCUCGUGCAUCUGAGUCGAGCUGGAGCCAAAGUGAAGAUGUUCGCUCCGAAUUCCGCUCAGAUGCAUGUUGUAAAUCAUUGUGAGGGUAAACCUACCGAGGAGGAAAGAAACAUCCUGCAGGAGAGCGCCCGCAUCGCCAGGGGCGACGUGGCCGAUCUGGCCAAGUUGGAUGUGUCUGCAUUUGAUGCCGUCAUCAUCCCAGGGGGCUUUGGCGUGGCGAAGAACCUGAGUGACUGGGCAGUGAAGAACAAGGAGUUCACCGUCCAGCCUCAGUUGGAGAAGAUCAUCAAGGCCUUCCAUAAAGCCGGCAAGCCGCUGGGCAUGUGCUGCAUCGCCUCCGUCCUCGCUGCCAAAAUCCUGCCUGGCUGCGAGCUCACUGUGGGAGCGGACAAAGAGAGCGACAUGUGGCCGUACGCUCAGACGGCGUGCGCCAUGAAGGAGAUGGGCUGCAAACACGUCAACACGGACGUGGAGAAGGCGCACGUUGAUGUCAAAAAUAAACUGGUCACUACCUCCGCGUUCAUGUGCAAAGCUCCCGUUCAUCACGUUUUUGAUGGCAUUGGAGUCAUGGUUAACGAGACCCUGAAACUGGCUUAAGUCUCCCAUGAUGUACUGAUGUUUGUAUUCACUGCGACUAAUUAAUGUGUCUGCGCACCCAUGUUUAACAUGAUCUUGUGAGACAAUUGUUCUAAUGUAUUGUCAAUGUGUGUGUUUUCAAUAAACUACAAAAGAAAAUU